AUGAAGACAUUAAGCUCCAGGCUCUCAAUAUCUGCCAGGCGGCUGUACUCAACGUCAACGCCAGUUCCCAAGGCAGCCCCACCUUUCCCGAACCCCAAUAAGCGCGACUUGAAAGACCUUACGACCUCCGAUCUUUGCCUCUACUGGGACACAAAACCGCCCACCGCCGAACAACUAGGAUUUGCAAACAAGCUAUUCACACCAUCGCGCCACUCUCCAUUGAAGCUAUGGUCUGCAGCCAAGUUCCGCACGACGCCAAUGUCAUCUCUUGAACCCGAAGUCGCAUUUCUGGGCCGUUCGAAUGUCGGCAAGAGCUCGUUGUUGAAUGCGAUUAUGGGACAGGAGAUUUGUUGGACGUCUUCGAAACCGGGUCGCACAAGGGAGAUGAAUGCCUUUGGAAUCGGGGGAACAAAGGGCGGAGAGCACAAAGUUGUGCUUUUGGAUAUGCCAGGUUAUGGAAAAGCCAGUCGGUCAGAAUGGGGGUCAGAGAUCAUGAAGUAUCUCAAGGGACGCAAGCAACUUCGUCGAGCUUUCAUACUCAUAGACAGUGAACAUGGCAUCAAGCCAAACGACGCCUAUAUUCUCGGUCUCUUCCGACGCUACGCAAUUCCUCACCAGAUUGUCCUCUCUAAAGUGGAUAAGGUUCUCGGCAAGAAGCAAAAGCAAGUCAAAACCGGUGUGUCUACCAUCGGUCUCCAGCGUCUUCAAGAAAUGCUUCAUCGUUUGCGCGAGGCCGUCCAACCGGAUAUCCGUGUUUCCGAAGGACCUGGCGCUCUAGGAGAGCUCAUAACCUGCAGUGCAGAUAUCAAAAUUGGACCCGGCCGUGUGCUAGGUGUUGAUGCCGUGCGCUGGGCGAUCUUGUCAGCGGCUGGUAUUGAUGGAAGCUUAGAGGGCGGGACCCUCGCUCCUGAGAAGAUGUCUGCUGCUUCUACUGCCUUGGCCUGA
Messenger RNA from Penicillium maclennaniae, 945 nucleotides. Its product is annotated as translation initiation/elongation factor MRX8. Gene Ontology annotation, cellular component: mitochondrion. The coding region runs from base 1 to 945 and encodes 314 amino acids. Gene Ontology annotation, molecular function: GTP binding. Lineage: Eukaryota; Fungi; Ascomycota; Eurotiomycetes; Eurotiales; Aspergillaceae. The transcript has 2 exons. The record is from RefSeq and is a predicted model, not a curated record.